AUGGCUCUCCCUGAACGCCCCGCGCCUGUCUAUACGCCGCCACUAGGUCUUCGGGCUUACAUGGACGAUUUUCGCGAAUACAUCAACAGACGACGUAACCUUCAGAUGAAAACAUAUGAUGAUUUGCAUUCAUUUUCUAUAGGCGCCCAUGGCCCAACUAGAAAUCUGUUCUGGAUGGAUUUGUGGCGGGAUUUGGAUAUCAAAGCAUCCGUGCAACCCACCGUUGCCAUUGAUGAAACCAGAGGAAUUGCCACUUUUCCAGAGUUUUAUGAGGACGCGAGACUCAAUUUCGCCGAGAAUCUUUUGUGGCGAUGGGAUGGUGAAAAAACAGCGAUAAAAGUGCUGGCUGAAGAUAAUCUGCUUCAUGGACCAGAAAUUGUCUCCUGGGAUCAAUUGAGAGAUCUUGUGGGGAAAUUGGCGGAUGCACUGUCUGUUUCUGGGCUAUCAAAAGGCGGUGUGUUGGUUGUUAUAGGAGGGAAUAACAAGAUGUCGCUUGCCUUGAUGCUGGCUACUGCGAGUCUGGGGGGAGUGUUCUCGUCACUUGCAACGGACUUGGGCGAAGAAGCAUUACGAGACCGACUAUCUCAGCUGAAACCACAAUUUCUAUUCACAAAUGUUCAAUACAAAUAUAACGGCAAGACCCACAGCGUUAUACACAGAGUGAAAUCUGUAUGGAACAAAAUUACCAAAGCCGCCAACUCAGAACUUGUUAUCACAACGCCGAAUGGUGAUAAUAGUGAAGACUCAUCAACCCAACUCGAGGAUUUCCUCAAAAGAGGAAUAGGCAACCCUCUCAUAUUUUUACAGGUCCCUUUCAACACUCCGCUCAUUGUCAUGUUUUCGUCGGGGACAACCGGGGUUCCUAAGGCUAUUGUUCAUUCUCACGGGGGUGUCCUGAUCAACCUCAAAAAAGAAUAUAGACUUCAUUGCAAUUUUGAUGAUACUGAUGUCUAUUUCCACUAUACGGGCAUUGGUUGGGCGCUUUGGAAUAUUAUGCUGGGGGCGCUGUUCUGCGGAAGCACGGUCGUUCUCUACGAUGGGUCUCCUUUCUAUCCCAGUGCCGAAGGGUUUCUCCAAUGCAUUCUCUCUGCCGGGGUGACAGCAUUCGGCGCUGGCCCGAAGUAUUUCUCUGAGCUACGGCGCAUGAAUAUAAAUGCCAGAUCCAUGUCGGAUAACCGCUUGAAGAUGCUUCUUAGUACUGGUGCCAUCCUCACCCCGUCGCUGUCCUCAUGGAUGGCCGAGUCCUUCGGUCCUCUGUGCCAAGUCAGCUUCUCAGGUGGAACGGAGCUGUGUGGCUCAUUUGUCCAUGGCACUGUCAGCCUACCGACAAUCCCCGGGGAGAUCACGGUUAAAGCAUUAGGAAUAGCCGUCGAUGUGUAUUCGUCGUCAUCUGGCCGCUUACCAGCAGGAGAAAGUGGGGAGUUGGUUUGUACACAGCCGUUUCCUAACAUGCCGUUGCAUUUCUUGAAUGACCCUGGAAGACAAAGAUACCUAAACGCAUAUUUUUCCAAAAUCCCUUCGGUAUGGACUCAUGGUGAUCGUAUGUCCAUCUCCCCUCACACCGGAGGCAUAUACAUCCUCGGCCGCAGUGACAGUGUGCUCAAUCCCGCCGGCGUACGUUUCGGAAGCGGAGAAAUUUAUUCCAUUCUCGAAAAACACUUGGCUAGUGAUAUCGUAGACUCGAUUUGUGUUGGCCAGCAGCGAGCAGCGGAUGUGACGGAGAAGGUCAUCUUAUUUGUGAAGGUUCUAUCGGCAGGUUCAUCACCAAUCUCUGAUGACAAAUGGCUGGAACUGAAAAGGAAAAUACAGGAGUGUAUAGCCAGUGGCCUUUCACUUCGCCAUGUUCCAUCUGCCAUAUUUCGAGUAUCUAAUAUACCAUACAAUGUCAACGGGAAGAAGAUGGAGAUUCCACUAAAGGCUGUCGUGUCAGAGGGGAGGCAAGCCUUUGUGAAGAGGAAAUUCGCGGCUGAGGAGACAGCUGCUUUGCAGGAAUACGUCAAGUAUUACGAGUACUGGGAGGGAAAGGCAGAGAGAGACGACAAAUUGAUCAGGAGUAGUUUGUAG
Molecule: messenger RNA, 2064 nt
Organism: Talaromyces marneffei
Lineage: Eukaryota; Fungi; Ascomycota; Eurotiomycetes; Eurotiales; Trichocomaceae
Exons: 1
Coding region: 1-2064 (687 amino acids)
Biological process (GO): lipid metabolic process
Cellular component (GO): cytosol
Molecular function (GO): acetoacetate-CoA ligase activity
Source: RefSeq, a predicted model, not a curated record